CCCGCGUCCAGGCUCCAAGCGCGUGUAAAUUUCACUCAUACUCUGCCAACCUCACCGUUCAUUCUCGAACAGAAAAAUAUUGCAUUUCCUUUCUCUGGUGGCCUAGUCAUGUCGCCGGAUCUCUCAUCUCUCAGCCUGUACGACGCGGGACCCAAUUCAUAUGCUCGAGACCACAUACCCCCGGAAGACAAUAUGGAGACCUCGGAAGAUCGUUACAUCCAGAAGUUCAGGCAUUACGUGCAAUCCAUUCCAUACUCUGUUGAGCCCUAUCCAAAGAUGAUGAAGAUGCUCGACCAUAUUUUGUUACGAAUCGUUCAAUGCAUAGAAGCGAAGGACUACGACCCCGGCUUUCUGCAGUGGGAUAGCAUGGUGACUUACUGGUCUAUGCUCAAGUAUCCUAUUCCGAAAGAAAAAAGGAUUCUUCUCGCAAAGCUAUACUUCCAAGUCAGCGUUACGCCCGGAAUGUCCGCACAGGUCAUCGCCACGUGUGCAGAUGGAUUUAAAGUCCUUACACAGUCGAAAAAAAAGGUUUCCGUGAGGGAUAUGAGGCUACCUUGGAAACCCAUUUAUGACAUUCUCAAGGAGGACCUCUUCCUUGACCGCCGACAAUUCGAAUACACACAACUAUCCUGGUGCAUGGGUUAUAUAGCAGAGAACUCGAGGCGCUUCUUCCAUCCUGCUGCAAUAAAUGACAUGCUAUCUACGUUUCUACCGUUAAUGGAUGGAUCUGUGUUGGAUACCAUCCUUUCAUCUCAGUACUAUCUUCUGUCAUUUUUACCGCUAAGUCAUCCACAGUCGUAUCUUCCGAUGCUGACGCGAAUGUGGGAGUCGAUAAACUCCUAUAUGUAUGAUGAGCGCAUGUUGCACUUUCUCGCGAAGUUGGCGGAAUUGCAUGUCUCCCCGCAAGUUAGCGAUCCUCGUAAGAUCGCAGAAGUUCCUGACGAUGAGAUUUCUGAGGGCGAGAAACGACCUCGGUGGUCUCAAGACGAUUUGAGCGCAGAUACGUUAUGGCCGGGUCUAUACAAGGACGUGGGUAUCUUUACGGAUCACGAAUGGAGCCUUCUUAUGUGCAAAUGCCUUGCAUCUAUGGAGAUACCAUUGGCCGACUCCGGAUCCCUGACUACAGGCCCUUCCGCCGACAAUCAAGCUGGGUUUGAGAUCGGACGCCUACCUAAACCUAAUUGGAGGAUUUCGUCAUUGGCAAGUAUCAUUGUGUAUUCCAUGGCGCCUGAUAGCACUCCAGCCCCUCCUUCAAACUUGCCCACGCCAUUCUUCACCCCACUCCCUUCGGGGAUGAAUACUCCUACUAUUCAAAUCUCCACUCUUAAGGAUUAUCUUUCGGCACCGCUGGGCAAAGGUGUGCAAUCGAAGAGCAAAUCAUAUAUUGCCGGUUCGAAGGCGCUCGACUCCCUGGUUAGAUUUAUAGCUUCGGUUCAAGAUUUCUUUCAUAUAUCUAAUUCUGGCGCGUGGACAAACGAUUUAAGUGCCUUCAUCAAGUAUAUCGUUUAUGACUUCAACAAAAGAUGGCAUGAAGAAAGACAGCCAGAUUGUGAGACUCCAAUGAACCGUCGGCUCACUAAAGCGAUGAGACGAGAACUCGUCAAGUCCCUGCGCACUGUGUGCUUGCUUGCCAUGUUCUCGCAAGAUUCGACGACCGUCUCCAAUAUUCAGAGUUGCUUGAAGUCCAUGAGUGUCAUGGAACCGGAUCUUAUCCUACAUCCCAUACUUGAGCGUGCGGUACCUUCCCUAGAAGCCCUCGUAGAAACACAACGUACCAUUGCCGUCAUCAAAGCCCUAGGUGCCGUCGCUCCCGCUAUAGUGUCUCGGCAAGUCCACUAUCCUGGAGCAAAGUAUCUCGUGCCAAUUCUCGACCUACUAAUACCUGGAAUUGACUUGAAUGAUCCUUCGAAGACACUAUGUACCACAUCAUUCCUAGUAGAGAUUUCCCAGUACAUCAAGUUUGGGGAUUUAACUACAGGUGAAAAUAGCCAGCCGACGCUGCUCGAUUCCGAACACACAGAACCGAAGAAAUUCGAACUAAAGCUCCCCUUUCUAUCGUUUGACGAGGCUGACGGGAUGUUUGACCUGAAUCUUGAACCAAGAUUGUCACACGACGAAGAGGAUAUGCUGUUGAAGGACACAACUGCUUCUUUCGCCGAUUGGGUCACAAACUUUAUUCGGAGGGUGAUACAGCUCAUGGAAAACCUUCCUGAAGAGGGUCCCGAUGGCAAUGCAGGAGGAGCUACCGAAGGUAGUAAACGCGGUCGCCGGUGCUUGCAACCAAAUCUGCAUCCACCUCUCUGAACCGUUGUACGACUUGGUCCUUAAGAUGGUCUUCGACUAUGCCAGCACCAACGUUCGUUCCAACGCAGUCCGCGCCAUCCAUCAGCUAGUAGAGUGCAUUACCAACGCCAAUCCUGAGAAGACCUUGGCAAAAUUCCUGCCAUUUUGCGAACAGAACAUUAGAUUUGAGCUGGAGAAUGGCGCAAGCUCGAUGAGGACGACCUCUUCGUCGUCUGCGCUACCCUCUGAUGCUACACUUCACUGGAGUAUUUGAAUGAUUUCUAAAGAUUUAUCGUGAGCUGAUAUCUGAUCUAG
Marasmius oreades (fairy-ring Marasmius) is the source of this 2598-nucleotide messenger RNA. RefSeq lists its product as uncharacterized. Gene Ontology annotation, cellular component: nucleus; cytosol. NCBI's taxonomy places the organism in Eukaryota, Fungi, Basidiomycota, Agaricomycetes, Agaricales, Marasmiaceae. The transcript has 16 exons. The record is from RefSeq and is a predicted model, not a curated record. Gene Ontology annotation, biological process: proteasomal ubiquitin-independent protein catabolic process. The coding region runs from base 109 to 2304 and encodes 731 amino acids. Gene Ontology annotation, molecular function: proteasome binding; peptidase activator activity.